Messenger RNA from Vollenhovia emeryi, 840 nucleotides. RefSeq names its product mediator of RNA polymerase II transcription subunit 11 (gene MED11). Gene Ontology annotation, molecular function: transcription coregulator activity. The record is from RefSeq and is a predicted model, not a curated record. Gene Ontology annotation, cellular component: mediator complex. Gene Ontology annotation, biological process: regulation of transcription by RNA polymerase II. Bases 261 to 599 code for a protein of 112 amino acids. Lineage: Eukaryota; Metazoa; Arthropoda; Insecta; Hymenoptera; Formicidae. The transcript is spliced from 4 exons.
GAGGCGGCCUCUACUUUCGGUGACGCUCCUGUAUGCCUGUCUUUCGCACCUAACCUAUCGAGUCGGUCCAAAAUCCUGUUCGGCAUCGAUUUGUUUAUCGUCGCUCGGCAUUUUAACGUUUCUCGGUAUCUCUUUUACGACGCCCGCGAACAAAUCGGAGCGAGAUAUGAGCGAAAUUCACUGAGGAACCUCGGCAGAAGCGUUGAAUAACCUCGCCUUUUCAGGUAGUCCAAGCUGACGCGGGCUACGAAGCAGCCGCGAUGACACCGCCGAUGGAGAGAAUCCAGAUUUUGGAGACGAUCGAAAAGGACAUUAUAAUAUGUUUGCAGAGCGCAGGACAAGCUUGCCUGGAGCUCAGCAAGGAGAAAUCGAGCCUGAAGCAGGCGGAGUCGCAGACGCAUCAGUUCCUCAAGACUCUGGGACAAUUGGAAUCCAAAUUGAGCGAGCAGAUUAAUUAUCUCACACAGGUCUCCACUGGUCAACCGCACGAGGGUUCUGGAUACGCGAGUCAAAAGGUGCUGCAAAUGGCCUGGCACAGAUUGGAACACGCGCGAAGUAGAGUUAACGAAUUGGAACGUAUAAAGAACAAGCUGCGAUAAGGGCACAAUUUUCCAAGAACCUUCCCCUACCAUCCUGUUGAUAUCUUCAUUGUAAUCGGUUUUGUCGCGAGAAAUGAAAUUGCACACCAUUUUCGCUACAAACCGCAUGGCAAGGACAAUACUCGACGACUUCGCCGAUUAUGUAUCUUGUAAUAACGUGACACAAUUUGCUGAGUAUCUUCUUUUGAUUGCAGACUGUGUACAAUAUGCUAAAAAAAUACAUAAAUAAUUUCUUUACAUA